Drosophila erecta is the source of this 3285-nucleotide messenger RNA. It is a transcript of the gene Moca-cyp, whose product is annotated as peptidyl-prolyl cis-trans isomerase G. Lineage: Eukaryota; Metazoa; Arthropoda; Insecta; Diptera; Drosophilidae. The transcript is spliced from 8 exons. The coding region runs from base 126 to 3122 and encodes 998 amino acids. The record is from RefSeq and is a predicted model, not a curated record. Gene Ontology annotation, molecular function: peptidyl-prolyl cis-trans isomerase activity. Gene Ontology annotation, cellular component: intracellular membrane-bounded organelle. Gene Ontology annotation, biological process: protein folding; protein peptidyl-prolyl isomerization.
UUUGUAACUGUAUGUUUUUGACAUCCCAAGUUUUAAAAAGAGUUGGCAACGCCGACAUUGUGCAACGCGAAAACGGCGAGGAAUACGUAUUAAACAGCAUUUAUUAGCAAAAAUCUGCGGAAAUAAUGACGGUAAACAAGCGCGACGCGGGUGCCACGCGAUCGCGGUGCUUCUUCGACAUUUCCCUGGGCGGACUGGGCGUGGGCCGCAUUGUUUUCGAGCUCUUCAGCGAUGUGGCGCCCAAGACGGCCGAGAAUUUCCGCGCACUUUGCACGGGCGAAAAGGGAUUUGGCCUGGUCACCGGCAAGAAGCUGCAGUACAAGGGCGUGAUAUUCCACCGGGUGGUCAAGGACUUCAUGGUCCAGGCGGGCGACUUCUCCGCGGGGAACGGCACCGGCGGCGAGUCCAUCUACGGCGGGACAUUCGAGGAUGAGAGUUUCGAGAAGAAGCACGAUCGUCCCUUCCUGCUGUCGAUGGCCAACCGGGGCAAGAACACCAAUGGCUCGCAGUUCUUUAUUACAACACAGCCUGCGCCACAUUUGGACAAUAUCCAUGUUGUAUUCGGCCAAGUUAUAUCCGGUCAGGAGUUGGUGCGACAAUUGGAGGAUUUGCCCGUCGAUCGGAACUCUCGCCCGCUGCAGGAUGCGGCCAUUGCCAACUGUGGCGAACUAGUUAGACAGACAAAGGCCAAAAAGGAGAAGAAGCGAAAGAGGCGCUCCACGGCCACUGAGGACUCAAAGAGCGAGGAAAGUGAGGCUGAGGCCAAGGCCGAGCAGAAGGACAAGAAGAAAAAACGCAGCCGCAAAGAUUCAAAGUCCAGCGAAAGCGAAGACAAUGAAGCAAAACGGGGCAAUGGAAAGCAUGAGCAGAAUCCGCAGGAUGAUGACGAGGACCGCGAGGAAGGCGAGCUGCAUCCGUUGGUCACAAUCACAAAGAUAGAUCCUAACGAGAUACCAGAGGUAUCGAACAAAUUCCUAAUGCGCGCGGAGCGAUCCAAGUCGCGAGAUCGUGAGGACCGUGGAGUUCGCGGACAGGAUCGCGAUCGAAGCAGGGAUCAGGAUAGAGAGCGCAAUCGUAACCACUUCGGUUGGUCAAAGAAACAGGCACCGCCCACAUCGCGUAGCGGUCGCAUUGUCAAAGGUCGCGGAGUGUUUCGCUUUCGCACCCCGUCGCGUAGUCGUUCGCGAAGCACUACGCCACCUCACUGGAAACAUGCCCAAAAGCGGACCAUCAAGUUGUCCGACUUGGAGCGCAUUGAGGAGGAGACCAAGAUGCGCGAGGAGGAGGUGAAGCGUCGCGAGCAUGAGAGGAAGCGUCGCCACGAGGAGGCCACAAAGAAUCCCAAGCAGUCGUUUUUCGAGCUAUCCCAUGCCAGCACUUACGGUGGCAAAAUAACUCCGGAUAGGUUCUCUCCAGAGCACAAGCCCAAGUCAAAGGACGCCGCAGAGCGCGGUAAAGCCAAGGAGAGAGAAAAAGGCGGCGAAAAGGAUAAAGCGAAGGAUGUGACUCCUGUCAAGCGCCGCAAGUCGAUGGACAUGAACGCCCUGGACUACGAGCAGCAGACAGAAACCGAAGCCGAGUCCGAAGACGAGGAACAGUUGAAGGUGAAACCACCAACCAAGCAGGACAUCAAAGUGGAGUCAUCGGUCAGCAAGGAUCGCAACGCUAAACGCGAUGAGCGCAAGCCCGAUGAUAAAGCCAAGCCAAAGCGCAGUCGCUCCCGAAGCCCACGUCGCCAGUCCCCUUCACGUCGUCAGCAACGUUCGCCCGCCCGACGUCCUGGUCAAAACUUUAACCAGAACCAGAAUCAAAAUCAAAAUCAGUUGAAUCGGGGCAAUCGCCGUAAUCCGUUCGCGGACAGGGAUCGCCGCCGUCGCUCGCGCUCACAGGAUAAUGAGUACCGCAAUCGUUUCCCCCUGUCACCAAUCAGAGGAAGAGGCUCGCCCAGUGGCGACCGCCGGCGGCAGCAGCGUUCCCGCAGUCAAAACCGUAGGCAGGAUUCACCCAGCCAGAGGCGUCAGAUGUCGCCGGGCAGAAAGCGUCAGGAUUCGCCGGGUAGGAAGCGUCCCAGCUCAACGGAUAGAAAGCGACGAGACUCGCCUGAAAGAAAGCGAGAGGACUCAAACGACAGGAAGCGAGAGGCUUCUCCCAAGCGCAAGGACUCCGCCAACAGAAAAAUGGAGGAUUCCCAAGACAAAAAGAUACAGGACAGCAGCAAGCAGGAGGAUACUGCGGGAAAGAAACGGGGGGAUAGCCCGAGCAAAAAGCGAAAGGAUUCUGAUAAGAAGCGUCAGGACUCUCCUGUGAAAAGACAAGAAUCGCCGGGCAGAAAGCGUCAGGAGUCGCAAGACAAAAAGCGGCAAGAAUCGCCAGGCAGGAAAAAGGAUUCUCCUGGCAAAAAACUCGCGGAGUCUGCCGACAAAAAGCAACAAGACCCGCUUGCCAAAAGACACGAUUCACCAGGCAGAAGGCGUAAGGACUCGCCGGAAAGAAAACGCAGGGACUCGCCCGACAGAAGGCGCAAGGAUUCACCGGCCAGACGACGCCAGGAAUCCUCCGGCAGAAGGCGCCAGGACUCGGAUGGCAGAAGACGCCGCGAAUCGUCUGGCAAUAGACGCAGUCGCAGCCGCGGACGCCGGCACAGCUCGUCGCGCAGUCGCAGUCCCUCAACCAGUCGCUCCCGCCGGCGCCGCUCGCGCAGCCCGCUGCCCAAGCUCACCUCCGCGCUGCCCAUGAGCGAGGAACGCGAGAAGGCGGCCCGCGAGAAGAUGCAGAAGCGUGCGGAGGCCGCGCUGCUGAUGAAGGAGCACAUGCGCAAUGAGAUCGCCAAGGAGGAGGAACGGCGCCUGGAGAAGCAGCGCCAGGACGACAUGGAGAAGGAGCGCACCACCCGCGAGCUCAACGAACUGGAGCGCCUCAAGGCCGAGACGCUGAGGAAGCUGCAGGACGAGGAGCGUGUGGAUUCCGUGGGCCCCGAAGCGGCUGCACCCGCCGGAAGUGAGGCCAAAACCGAUGCCACCAGCACCAGCGCCCGGAGCAAACGCGAGUCCAGCACGGAGGAUCGGCAUCGCGACAAGAAGCGCAAGCAUAAGAAGCCCAAGACGCGAUCCAUUUCCGAAUAAUCAAACUAAUCCUAGACGUCGUAGUUGACACCCGAAAACUGCGCCAGACUUGGUCAUGUUCCAUCAAUUUCAGGCCUCCACUCGAAAUUGCAAUUGUAAAAAUCGCGACCCUCAAGUUUUUGUAGCUAAGUCCGUUUAAUAAAGGUAAACGUCACUGUACUGA